This is a messenger RNA of Lentinula edodes (shiitake mushroom), 906 nucleotides long. RefSeq lists its product as uncharacterized. The record is from RefSeq and is a predicted model, not a curated record. The transcript has 3 exons. The coding region runs from base 1 to 906 and encodes 301 amino acids. NCBI's taxonomy places the organism in Eukaryota, Fungi, Basidiomycota, Agaricomycetes, Agaricales, Omphalotaceae.
AUGAAUCCUUAUAGCAAUUUCGACCAUCGUCCUCUAUGUGCUGAUCACAAGGAAAUCAAUCUACCUUCUGAGACACUUAGUGCCGUCGACCACACCACUAUUGCCCCAUCGACUGGUCCAACACGGACACAGAAAACAUCGAACAGAGCUUCGCCAUACAGCAGCCCUUCCCCAGAUCCUCAGCUACAGCAGCAUCGUUCGCCUUUAUCCCCUUCAGUAUCCAUCGAGUCUUUGUCCAGCGAGCUUGAAUAUGAAUCUGACCGAGAGCGACUUGCACACUUGCAACGUGCUCGACAAGGAUCAUACGUAUACGGCAACAAUCAUCACACUCCGCACAGUCCUAAACAUUCUUCCGAUUCCUCUACAUCUGCCACCAAUUCACUUGCCUCUCAUUCACCUGCCUCUGUCUCAAUGGCGGAUGAUUUAGCACAGGCGAUUGAUAGAAGCUCUAAAACUGUUUCCGCGGUACCUGCGAAGAGGCGUGGUCCGCCUGCACUUGUUUUCGAGAACGAUUCUGAUGACGACUUCUUGAUACCGAAACCUCCUGGUGAGGUUGGAAGGCCGAAUCGUGGUGGUUAUUCACUUUUUGAUGUUUUGUCAUGGCCAAGAAAAAAAUAUGACCAAGUUAAAAAAUAUAUCAACAAACUUGUUGAUGAUCAUCUAGAUUGUGAGGUUCCUAUGAGUGAACAAACGGCAGCAAAGGUGAAAAAGGUUCGAGAGCUGGCUGUCGAAAAGUACCCCUUUUUGAAAGAAUACAGCGGGCUUUGGGCUGUCGACGACUUCAUUCGCAACCAUUUAAAAUACCAGAAAUCCGUGCUUAGGAAGGAGAAGCUGGAGAAAAUUGCAGCAGAGGCCAGCCGCGCGGCUGAGAAGCGAGUAGAGCGUAGUCAUACUAGAUCAACCUAA